AUGGUGCAGGACCAAAACCUCAUCCUGGCCUACACCCCACAUCCGCUUAUUGCGGACAAACUAAUUGGUGAACUGACAGUUCCUUCAUCCGUCGGACCGGUGCCCCUGUUCGGGUAUCUCCGCGCGGACACCCAGGACUCCUGCUACGGAGUGGUGACAGUGCGCAGCUCUGACUCUGAAGCCGAACUUCGCCAACGCUUCUACUGGCCGGAAGGCGAAAUACUGCACAUCCGGCGUUUGGGCACCUCCAACAAGGUGCGGCUCACUUUUGCAGGAAAGGUGAAGCACAGGUACGUCACCUAUGACACCCUGCUGAUCCCGGUGCAGCCAUACAGAAAAACUGUACCAGCCUGCAACCAGUGCGGCUCAGUUGGGCAUCGACCCGACGCUUGCCCUAGCCCUAAACCGGACCUCUGUGGUACCUGUGGCAACACAGUGCCACUCAUAGAUGGUGCUCGCGCACCUCACGAAUGCACGCCGAAGUGUGCUCUAUGCGCCGGACCCCACGUCACCGGGGACCGGUGCUGUAAGGAACGAAUUACAGGGCACCACAACCAAAACCAUCCACUCUUCUACCGAAGAACCAAAUCGGCUCCAAGAAACGCAAACGCCGGCGAACACGGAAGCCAAGCAGGCCGACCACCGGGACUUCACCGCAGGGGGCCCAGCCUCCUGCCACCAAACCUUCUCCUCCACCCCCGCAUCCUGGCGCGGGGGCUCCCGGGCCCUCCAAGCGAGGCCCCACCCCGGCCGGACCUCCCGCCGCGAGGUCCACCUCGAGCCAGGGCCCACCUGCCUUCCCUACACCGCACCCGCCAGUCACCCGGAAUCCAGCCUGCUGACCAAGGGGAUGCCACAUGGGCCGCUCGCGUCCGACAAGGACCCGAGGUGAGCGGCUCGGGCGGGGCAGCCUCCCCAUCCGGAACCCCCUCGAACCCACCCAAACCUCAAACCUAUUCCGCCCCCACACGGGAACAACUCGAAAUUAAACAGCUCCGGGCCCAAGUGGCCUCGUUGACCCGUGCAAUGGAGGCACUCGCAAACCGCCCGCCUCCAUCUAACUCGACACCUUCCGGGCAGGCGCCGGAAGCGAUGGAUAGUGCCCCCUCGGAACAAAGGGACACCACGUACGGCACUCCUCGCUCCGAUUGA
Molecule: messenger RNA, 1152 nt
Organism: Rhipicephalus microplus (southern cattle tick)
Lineage: Eukaryota; Metazoa; Arthropoda; Arachnida; Ixodida; Ixodidae
Source: RefSeq, a predicted model, not a curated record